Pelmatolapia mariae (spotted tilapia) is the source of this 2899-nucleotide messenger RNA. RefSeq names its product iroquois homeobox 2a (gene irx2a). Gene Ontology annotation, molecular function: DNA-binding transcription factor activity, RNA polymerase II-specific; RNA polymerase II cis-regulatory region sequence-specific DNA binding. Bases 232 to 1770 code for a protein of 512 amino acids. The transcript has 3 exons. Gene Ontology annotation, biological process: regulation of transcription by RNA polymerase II; neuron differentiation; cell development. Gene Ontology annotation, cellular component: nucleus. Lineage: Eukaryota; Metazoa; Chordata; Actinopteri; Cichliformes; Cichlidae. The record is from RefSeq and is a predicted model, not a curated record.
AGACGCAUGCCACAUUGCCUCUAUGUGGGCACUUUAACAGAUCUUUCGGGGGGUUUUUCCCAGUAAGGGGGCAGUGGAGGGAGGCCUUUUUUUUUAUUUUCACUCUCUGAUGACUGUUUGCACGGCUGAUUAUUGAGUUGAUUGUUUAUUAUUUUGGCCGCUGUUGUCCGCCGCCUUGUGCGUUUUUUUCCUCCCCCUUUUUGGAUUCGGCGACCUAACGCGCGCUCACCAAUGUCCUAUCCUCAGGGUUACCUCUACCAGCCCCCGGGCUCUCUGGCGCUGUAUUCAUGUCCGGCUUACGGGGCCUCGGCUCUGGCCGCCCCGCGGAACGAAGACUUGGCGAGGUCGUCGUCUGGCUCAGCCUUCAGCCCAUAUCCCGGGUCAGCUGCUUUCUCCGCUUCGGCCGGUGCAGGCUUCUCCACUCCACUGUCAUACUCCACGGAUCCAACCACGGGAUUCCCAUCGUACAUGUCCUCUCCAUACGACGCGCACACCACAGGCAUGGCCGGGGCGUUGAGUUAUCCCCCUUACGGGAGCCCAGGAUACCCCUUCCAGCUCAACGACCCGGCUUACCGCAAAAAUGCCACCAGGGACGCCACGGCCACCUUGAAGGCCUGGCUGCAGGAGCACAGGAAGAACCCGUAUCCGACGAAAGGAGAAAAAAUCAUGCUGGCAAUUAUCACCAAGAUGACCCUGACGCAGGUCUCUACUUGGUUCGCAAACGCCCGGAGGAGGCUCAAGAAGGAGAAUAAGAUGACAUGGGCACCCCGGAAUAAGAGCGAAGACGAGGACGAAGAGGACGGGGACGGCGAGAGGAAAGAAGUGGAGCGCUCAGAAAAAACCCUGGAUAACAGCGAGGCUUCAGCGGAGGAUGAAGGCAUCAGCUUGCACGUAGACACCCUGACGGACCAUUCCUGCUCGGCAGAGUCAGACGGGGAGAAGGUCAGCUGUGUGGGCGAGCUUGGCUCUGAACAAGCCGGCGACAAAUGCGAAGAGGACGGCGAGGACCCAAACCGCGACCAGCGGGCUCAGCUUUCACCUAAACCCGUCACGUCAUCGCCACUGACCGGAGUAGAAGCUCCAGUUCUCAGUCAUCAUCAUCACCACCACCACCACCACCUCCACCAUCUCCACCACCUCCACAGCCAACGCGAGGAUUUAGCCCGGAGCCUCAUCAGUAGCAACAAUAUUAACACCAAUAAAUCCUCCUCAUGCCUUGACAACAGGCCUUCUUCGGGAGCGCCUCCUAACCCCACGGUCAAACCCAAAUUGUGGUCGCUGGCGGAAAUUGCUACCUCGGACCAAAAGCAGCAACAUCAGCAACAGCAACUGGGGCAGUCAACUGGGCAACCAAAUUGCCCCUCCUCCAGCGGUGGACUUCUCACUUCCCCAACGCCUUCCGCAGCCUCCCCGGCUGCCAGUUCGCCCUCCCUCUACCCGCCCCCCUCCAUCCUCGGAAGACCUAUUUAUUACACUUCACCCUUUUAUAGCAAUUACACAAACUAUGGCAACUUCAGCCCCCUGCAGGGUCAAGGGAUCCUGCGGUACACUAAUUCAUCUGGAGUGAGUCUGGCUGCUGCCGCCGCCGCCGCCGCCGCCGCUGCUGCAAACGAGGGUCUCAGUUCCUCUCAGCAGGCUCUGGAGGCCAGCACAAACCCCAAACAUAGGCCAGACUCUCCCCUCGUUAAAAAUAAUCCAAACCAGAUUGUUGUUGAGCAGCAGCAACAGCAUUUCAGAACCGCAAAUUUAGAAGCAAAGAAAGGUACGUAAAAUAUGACGCGGUAAAAAAAAAAAUCAUAAUAAUUAAAAAAGAGAGACUAACUUAUGAAAACUUAUUUAAUCUAGUGUUGAGUCCUAAAUUUGUAUUUUAAUUCAACCCUGUAAGGAAAUGGCGCCACGCUGGAGGUAAAAUGAGCUCACUUGUUUCCAAUGCAAACUAACUGGUUUUCUUUGUCACUUCCAUGUGUCACUGCAAUGACACCAAAGCAUGAUCUGAACUCUUUAGCCUUGUUUCGAGAAAGAAAAAAAAAAAAAAACACAAAUGGCAACAAAACAGAACAAAAUGAAGCCUUCAUAUUCAAGCGAUCUUUCACAAGAAACAGCUAACACGACGUGAUUUUUCACUUGUGCUAAGAAGAGUACAUUUUUAGGACUGAAUAUGAGACUAAAUGACUUAUUAAGUUGGACAUUUUUCAGCGCAGUAAGGAAAUGAACGCGCACUAUGGCCUGUUAUUCGUUUUCAUUGCAGUAAUCUCCCGGAGUAAUCAAUUUAUAAUUGCCCACCAGCCCUUAAAAAAGAAAAUAAAAACUACGCAUAUUUUGAUCUUUCCGAUGAUCCCACGGGAUCAUAAGAAUCCGUUGACGGGGUUUCUAUUUGCAACAAUCUUGCCUUACAAAGCAGUAGGGAUAUAGCAUACAAGCCAAUUGCAAACAAAACUUACAAGAUCGCGUCUACAGAUACACAUUAAAACAACACUAUGAAGGACGGGCCUUAAAUAAGCUUAUCCGCGCGCGCGCGCGCACACACACACACACACACACACACACACACACACACACAGUGGGCACCCUGUGAAUCCAAUAAGCAGACAAAAUGUUGCCAUAGUUUUGAGCAGGAAUCCUAUUUUUAAUGUUUCCUGUGUGUGCGCGCGCGCGCAGCGGGCCCAAGACCUUAUCUUUCAGCCUGGAAUAAUUCUAAUUACACAGGGUCAGCCAAAAGCAAACAAAUGAGUUUGUUUGCUGUGUGCAGUCAUCGUGGAACUUCACGUUUUCAAAUGUCACUUAGGUAGCUGCGGUGGUUACUUUCCUUGCGCACAUUUAAAGCUUUCCUUACAUGCCGACGAAUAGCUUAAGGACGUUUUAGUAGCAGUAUAAGCAGAGACACCCCCCCCCCCCCCCC